GCAAUUGUGUGUAUUUUUUGCUAUCAUAAAUGUGAUAGUUUCCUUUAAAACAAUCAUGUUUACUGUUUGUUGCUAAUUGUUAGAUUUUUUCCUUUGUAGUUUCUUAAGAUUAUCAAAUACUAAAAUAAAGAUAAACCUCUUUUAGCUCUCAAAAAUGGAGGACUGGCUUAGAGGGUUAAAGAUAGAGUUGGGAAAGAAAACAACUUUCUACUUUACCUCCUCUUUGGUUUGUGUGCUUGUACAGCACAAAGGCAGCACUAACAGCAGAACCUAUGAGAGUUACACGUAUUCCUCCAAAUCUUGUCUCGGAAAUGAGUCCCGCAGCUCCCUGCAAAGUAAUUGCUCUAAUUAGAUGGUAGGAAGGAGCUUCUUUAAAUUCCUUAGAAAUUAAGACGUGUCAUCCGCUUAACUUAGCAUCUGCUACUGCCUCUUGCACAUUUCUCCACUACAUCAGUCUGAAGGACACUUUCCUGGACCUUUCUGAGAGGAAAAAAAUAAUAACAAGCCCUUGAAACAGAGAAGAAAUUGGCCUUUUCUUCAGUGGGAUGAAGCAUGUAAGGCAUUUCACCCCCUCUUUAUUUGUCAGUUUGGUGCACGUUUGCCUGGGUGAGUACAAUAAUCACUUUGUUUUGUGAAAAUAUAGGAGGAUACAAGCAUAACCUUAAAUCCUGUAGUAAUCCUUACUGAUGUGGUAAUGUUGUCCUGAAAUAUUUUCCUUGGCAACUGAUCCCUGUUCAGAUGUUACCCUCUGUGUUUAUAUAUUUAGAGCUUUGUUUCAAAUGGGCUAUUCUGAAUCUCUUAACUGUCAGUAGAAUGACAACUAAUUUGUUGUUUCUUGUUUGUUUUGUUUGUUUGUUUGCUGUUGUCUGGCAGCAACUCAGGCAAAUUAUGCCCCUUAUUUCUUUGAUAAUGGAGCCAGAAGCACAAAUGGGAACAUGGCACUUCUCAGCCUUUCAGAGGACACACCUGUUGGUACCCAUGUGUACACUCUGAAUGGCACUGAUCCAGAAGGAGAUCCCGUGGUGUACGGCCUGGCAUACGAAGCUGGAUCAAGACGCUACUUUUCUGUUGAUGAGAACUUUGGAAAUGUUACACUGAUUGAAGAGCUUGACAGAGAGAAGGAAGAUGAGAUUGAAGUUAUCGUCAGUAUUUCAGAUGGCCUGAAUACAGUUUCUGAAAAAGUCAGGAUCCUUGUAAUGGAUGCUAAUGAUGAGAGCCCAGAGUUCAUCAAUACACCUUACAUUGUCCAAGUCCCAGAGAAUGCUCCCUCUGGCAGCAGUAUCUUCAAGAUCGAGGCAGUGGACAGAGACACAGGUUCUGGAGGAAGUAUCACCUACUUCUUGCAGAACAUCCAUGCUAAUAAGUUUACAAUAGACCGUCACAGUGGUGUCCUGCGCAUCAAAACAGGGGUCACCCUGGACUAUGAGAAAUCAAGAACACAUUUUGUUGUUGUCGUAGCCAAGGAUGGUGGUGGGAAGCUCAGGGGAGACAACAAAGUGUUUUCAGCCACAACAACAGUUACUAUCAACGUGGAGGAUGUUCAGGACACUCCUCCCAUGUUCGUCGGGACUCCCUACUAUGGAUAUGUCUAUGAGGACACACUUGCAGGCUCUGAGGUCCUUACUGUUGUUGCUCUUGAUGGAGAUAGAGGAAAGCCUAACAGCAUUCAUUACUGCAUUGUGAAUGGAAGUGAAGGUUCAUUUGAAAUCGGCAACACAACUGGAGCCGUUUCUGUUACAAAAAGCCCAAGUCAACUCAAGAAAGAAGUGUACGAACUAAAAGUUCAGGCAUCAGAAGUCAGUCAGGAAGGUGAAGUUUCAGUGUACGCUUUUGCCAUGGUGACUAUACGAGUGGUCGACCUUAACAACCAUCCACCAACAUUCUAUGGAGAAAAUGGUCCCCAGAACAGAUUUGAACUGACCAUGUACGAGCAUCCCCCAGAAGGUGAAAUCUUGAGGGGACUGAAGAUUACAGUCAGUGAUUCAGAUCAGGGAGCCAAUGCUAAAUUCAACCUCCGUCUUGUUGGACCUGGUGGCAUCUUCCGAGUGGUUCCCCAAACUGUCCUGAAUGAGGCUCAGGUUACAAUAAUAGUGGAAAAUUCUGCUGCUAUUGACUAUGAAAAAUUCAAGGUGUUAACUUUCAAGCUUCUUGCAAUAGAGGUGAACACACCAGAGAAAUUCAGCUCCACAGCUGACGUAGUGAUUCGCUUGCUGGAUACCAAUGACAACGUCCCGAAGUUCUCAUCAGACUAUUACAUUGCCAGGAUCCCCGAGAACUCUCCGGGGGGCUCUAACGUAGUUGCUGUUACAGCUACCGAUCCAGAUUCAGGGCUUUGGGGAGAAGUCAAGUACUCUAUCUAUGGAACAGGAGCAGAUCUGUUCCUAAUCCACCCGUCAACAGGUAUAAUUUACACCCAGCCCUGGGCUGUAUUAGAUGCUGAGGUGAACUCAAAGUAUAGUUUUUACGUGAAGGCAGAGGACACAGAUGGGAAAUACAGCUUGGCUGAAGUGUUUAUCACUGUGCUGGAUGUCAAUGACCACUCUCCAGAGUUCAAUGAAAACAUCCAGGAAAAGACGAUGAUCAUCGGGUCACCGGUGAAGAUAGAGGCUAUAGAUCAAGAUGCAGAAGAACCCAACAACAUUGUGGAUUAUUCCAUCAUGCAAGCAGAUCCAGCCAAUGUUUUUGAUAUAGACCAAAGCACUGGGGAAAUCAAGCUGAAAUCCUACAUCCGCUCCCUGGACAUCAUCCACAACAUCACAAAUAACAAAGACUGCAUAUGGUCAGUGGUGGUGCAGGCCAAAGACCGAGGCUCCCCAUCCUUCAGUACCACAGCAGUUCUGAAGAUUGAUAUCACAGAGGAGACUCUUCACAAAGGGCCUAUGGCCGCCUUUUUGAUGCAAACUAAAGAUAACCCCAUGAAAGCCUUAGGAGUGCUAGCUGGUGUCAUGGGCAUAAUGGUGCUGAUAACUAUCAUGAUCUCUACUGCCAUGUUUUGGCGCAAUAAGCGGUCCAACAAAAUCAUGCCGGUAAGAAGGAUCAUCAAAAAGAGACAGACCCCACCAACCCGGACAGUCAGGAUGGAGUGGCUGAAGUUCAAGAGGCCCAGCAACGCUGCAGAGAAGUUUGUCGUAGAGGAUGAUGCCAAGAGCCUACACAACGAGAACAGCAACAACAACAUCCACGUUGUCCCCAUGCCACCAACUGCCCCCUUGCCCCCGCCACCCCCGGCCCUGGCUCCUCCUAGUGGGGACACCCCAGGGUGGCGGGUGCCAACAGUAUCUGGCUCCCUCACUCCCAAGUUUAUAAACAAGCAGCCGAAGAAGAAAGGUCAUGGCAGUACCCACAGUGCCCUCGUGUCAGAGCUCAAAAUGAAGUUUGAGAAGAGGAACACAGCUACUGGUGAGCCUCACAUUUAGGCACUCUCAGCAGCUCCCAGAGACUGCAGAUUGUGGCUGUGCAUGGAUAUAUUUAUGUGCUGUGGUCUUCCCCAUGUCUGUCAGCACCCUGUGAACUGAGAGCAGCUUCUUGCUGCAAUAGCCACCCUUUACCUUCUGCAAGUAUUAUGUGCUAGAGAGUCACCCCACCUAUAGCAAAUGCUGCAAACUAUGCCCAGGUGCAACUGCAGUUCCUUCAGCUUGUGUACCAGUGCUUAUUCUUCCCUGCAGCUGACUGCCCAAGGUGCUGAGUACCCUCAUGCCAACCACAGUCUCCCCAAGUGAACGGGGAUUCGGAUUAUCCCCAUUUUGAAGGUCCCUACCCAGAGUCCUGGUUUUCAAACAAGGCACUCUGCAGCCAGGGCACUGGUGGAUGCCACUUCUGACUUGUCUGGUAGGUGAGUUUGAGGUGUCCAAAAAGCCUUCACUUCAAAUUCCAGAUCCAGUUUUGAAGACUUUUCCCUGGCUGUGGCACCAGGACUGAGCUGAUGUACAGGUCUCCCUACAGGAGUGACACUGCAGACUGCAAGAGGGUAGUGUGUAGCUGGUACCUGCUGUCCUAGGCAGUACCUGCUGUCCUCAGGACACCACGUGCUUUGCAGCAGCUGGUGGAGCAGUGUGCUCAUGACCUGAGUACCUUCAUUCCUGAAAGGUAAGAGGGCAGGCUUGGAGAGGUUCUUCAUUUUCCUGCAGCUUAUGCUGGGCUUUGCCAGAGUACAUGGCCAUGAUGCUGCACUUCACUUGUGCCCUGGACAUGCCUGCUAAUCAGGAGACGGGAGAGCUGCCUCAGCCUUCCCUAGAGCAGCUGGGGCCAGAUUGGAGUGCAGAAGUUUAAUAGUAGCACCCGCUCAACACUGCCGCCUUCUGACACCCCAUCCCCUAAUGAGGGGGAGGCCAGCAGAAGGCCACAAUUAAAGCAGCUGGGAAGACAAGGUGAAACCAAGCAAAAAAUUAGAAGUGAAAAAUACAGAUAAGUGCUGGGAAGUUGCAUAUGUUGGCCAGGAACGUGUCUGGGAAGAUAAUUUCAUUUUAUACACUGCUAGCAAGAGGUAUCAGGGAAUGUAUUGCAUCACCUCUCCUGGCUUGCUCUAGGGACUGGCGAGUGCAGAAGAAGGUUUCCAUAAGAUAUUCUGGUUUGUCCUAUUGGUAUUUUUUAGUUACUUAUGCAAAAAUUAAUGGGAAGAGGAGAUGUGGGGGUGCAGCUGAUGCUUUCUUUUCCUGUUACAUGAGUAAAAAGGCACCAAAGGCAGAGCACUUUUUUUCCAUUGGAUGCACCCCAUAGUUUCUCCCUUAUGUUUGUUUGUGAGGGCAUGUUUUUCAGAUGGGCCUGGCUGUUUCCCAUCCCUUGGGGAGCAGGCAGUGUGCACCAGGCUGGCUGGGGAGCAGCAUCCUGCACCCUCUUCCUGAGCCCGGGCAACUGUGCUGUCGUGGUUCCGCACCAUGAACAUCAAGAUGGGGAGCAAACCUGACAGGACAUGGUUGAUUCAAGGUGGUCAUGAGACUCUUCUCCAGCUAUCAUUUCAGCUGGACCAUUAGACCUGGCCCUCAGGGACUCUUCUUCCCUCACCCCAUUAGCUGGUCUCAUUCCCUUUGUUUGCAGUAGGAAUUCAUCAGCUUAGGCAGUGGUUGGUUGAAUGAGAAGUUACCCACUUAAGGGAAAAAUCUUGUUCGUUUUAACUUCGGUCCACCUAGAAGCUGGAGGCUGACCAUGGCUUAUGUCACCUACAGGCUGAGCCAGGAGCCAUAGUUGAGAGGUGCAGCAGGGUGGGAGGCUCCUCCAGUGGGAGGGAGGCUGUUGGGCCGGUGCUGCUCACAGAGCCUCUCCUGCCGUGUCUCUCAUUUCCUCCACUGUGUUCUUGCUUAUCCCUCUUCCUGGGGCUGUGUGGCGUAAGGCCCAGCCUGUCCUGUUGUAUGUGGUCAGGUCACCUCAUCCUCCAGCCAUGAGCUGGUGUGAGGGAGGGGAUGUGCAUCUCCUGGCCCCCGCUCCUGGUGCCCUAUGCGAGCACAUGCCUUCUGCUUGUUGUGUCCCUGCCAGGUUCUGCACUGUACCGAAAGGUGGUGAUGUAUUCCCUGUGCUACUACUGUUUUCCCAGUGUUGUGUUGAAGCCAGUAUUCAAUGUUCAUUUUCCAAUGAUGAAAGCCUAUAAAGACCAUUCAAUUAAGUGAGAUUUAACAGGAAUGAUAGGCUUAUAGUCUUAGAGAUUUAUGAGGGAAUAAAGAUGUUUUAUUACUA
Apus apus (common swift) is the source of this 5667-nucleotide messenger RNA. It is a transcript of the gene CDHR1, whose product is annotated as cadherin related family member 1. Gene Ontology annotation, molecular function: cadherin binding; calcium ion binding. The record is from RefSeq and is a predicted model, not a curated record. The transcript has 17 exons. The coding region runs from base 936 to 3416 and encodes 826 amino acids. Gene Ontology annotation, cellular component: catenin complex; adherens junction; plasma membrane. Gene Ontology annotation, biological process: cell morphogenesis; cell-cell junction assembly; multicellular organism development. Lineage: Eukaryota; Metazoa; Chordata; Aves; Apodiformes; Apodidae.